Aureobasidium musti is the source of this 2073-nucleotide messenger RNA. The record is from the annotation of a GenBank genome assembly. NCBI's taxonomy places the organism in Eukaryota, Fungi, Ascomycota, Dothideomycetes, Dothideales, Saccotheciaceae.
CACCCCGCAACGCGACAAACAACCAUGAUGGAGCCGCUCAAGUUUGCGCCAUGGACGUCCGAAAUCGACCUUGGUUUCUACUCAGCUCUUGGUAACCUCAAGCUCAAUCAUGAUCGCUUGGAUUCCUCGGCCCGCAGAGUUCUGGGUGUAUACCAGAUACAAACUCGGGACCCGCCUGAGCGCAGCGCUCGCAUGCAGGUCCACAACCAAGCCUUGACCCAAGACCAGUAUGCCUAUGCCCGACACACUGUCCUNGUCCCCGCCGGCUUCUAUCGUGGCGAAGGCUACAUUCGCAACUUCAACACCAUGGACGAAUACAAGCAAGUCGACAAGGCCGCCCACAUCGAACGCGCUGGUCGAACCAUCUGGGACGCCAUUAACGACGGCACAAUCUUCUCGUGUCCUUCAUUGCUAUCGUCAUUCUCAGCUAUUUGCUAUGCCGACCUCAAGAAAUUCAAAUUUACCUACCAAUUCGCAUACCCAGCCUUACAUUCAGACCCAACCUGGUCAUGUUCAACCGCUCAAAAGAUCACACCCAAAGAAACUGUCGAAUUGGUCGAUAAAGUACAAACCUGGAGGUACAGCGUAGAUACCAGGCAGCAUGGCUUCUUCCUGGCCAAAAAGAUCAGAGGGGCUGACCUGAACGAUGACCAUGAGUCACAUACCCCACUCGACGAACCUGAUGACCGAGACUUUGAGCACGACCACUUUCAAGACACAGACAACGAGCCUGUCGACACACCGGAUUAUCGAUGGAAAAUCGGAGCUCUAGCAAAUUACGAAACUGGCUUCUUUAACAAUGUCGACCCCGAUGACCAGUACAUCUGUUUCGCCGACCCCUCGACUUUUGAGACAAACCCUGGUUGGAUGCUGAGAAACUUGCUUGUGCUUGUUCGUCAGCGAUGGAAGCUCGACAAACUUCAAAUAAUGUGCUAUCGCGACACGCACGCUCGACGAGAGCAGCCACACAGCAUCUUCUUCAAGGCCGAAUCUGUCAAACCUACCGAAGGUGACCACUCAGCAACUUUCCCUUCAAUGCCUACCCCUGAGAAUCGCGACUCGUCAUCGCCUACACCCAGGUCAAUACCCCCGUCAGAACGUGGCCCAAUGCCAAAAAUCACUGGCUGGGAGCGGGAUACAAGGUCUAGGAACACUUCCCGCACCAUAGAUAUGGGUGCCUACAUGGACCCUACUCGCCUUGCUGAUCAGGCCGUCGACUUGAAUCUGAAGCUCAUCAAGUGGCGCAUCGCGCCCUCGAUUGAUCUUGAUAUCAUCAAAGAAACCAAGUGUCUUCUGCUAGGUGCCGGUACUUUGGGCUCUUAUGUCGCACGCAAUCUGAUGGGCUGGGGUGUGAGAAACAUCACGUUUGUCGACAAUGGUAGGGUCAGCUUCAGCAAUCCCGUACGACAGCCUCUCUUCGAUUUCAAUGAUUGCUUGAAAGGUGGCUCACCAAAAGCCGAAACAGCUGCGCAAGCAUUGAAACGUAUCUACCCGGGUGUCAACGCUGCUAGCCACUCGCUAUCGGUACCCAUGGCUGGGCACCCCAUUCUUGAUGACAACAAAGUGAAAGCUGAGUUUGACAAGCUACACCAGCUUAUUGAGGACCACGAUGCGAUCUUUAUUCUCAUGGAUACACGCGAAUCACGUUGGCUACCAACGGUCAUGGGCAAAGCAGCAGAUAAGAUUGUACUUAAUGCUGCUCUUGGGUUCGAUUCAUACAUGGUCAUGCGACAUGGAGUUUCAUCGCAGUCAAAAGAGGAGCAGCUAGCACAGCACCCAGACCAUCCAUUAGGCAGCGUACCUCACUCACUUCGCGGCUUCCUCACUGACUGGCGUACACUCACUAUUAGGNNGGGGCAGGCGUAUGACUGCUGUUCAGCUUGUUCACCUACGAUCCUUUCACUCUAUAAAAGUGAAGGAUGGACCUUCGUCAAACGCGCCAUUAAUGAAAAGGGCUAUGUUGAAGAGGUAUCUGGCUUAGCAGAGGUACAAAGACGAGCUGAAGAGCUUGAUAAUGAUGUGGAUUGGCAAAGUGAAGGCGAAGAAGAUAAUGACGAGGCUGAGAUGAUUUAG